Messenger RNA from Ostreobium quekettii, 1530 nucleotides. The record is from the annotation of a GenBank genome assembly. NCBI's taxonomy places the organism in Eukaryota, Viridiplantae, Chlorophyta, Ulvophyceae, Bryopsidales, Ostreobiaceae.
AUGCGCCGCCUCCCGCGCGCGACAGUCGCGUCGAUCCUGCUGGCCUGCGCGCUGCUGGCGGUCGCCCGCCCCGCGCUCGCCCAAGACCCCGCGCCGGCGGGGACGGCGCCGAGGUGCUGGAAAGUGAGGGGGAAUGGAUCGGAGAAGGUGUUUCGGUGCGAGGGGGUGGACGGGUGGCGGCUGGACUACAUUUGGAAGCCGCUCAUGGUCAACGUGACCUGUGGCAAGGGGGUGAAGUUUUCUUUAUUCACUGCAAGCUCAGAGGAAAAGUCGGCCGAAGAGGAGAAUCAGGUUCAGUGGUGUGGUUACCAAAACCUCCUCAGGCGCGAGUCCUGUGUCACUGCACUCUCCCCAUACAAGGACGCAUAUGUUGCUGUGCGUCCGCUUCGCUCUGCUGCAUUCCAGAAAGGGUCCAUUGAGGAUUGUGAGCUCUCCACCACUGCCAAUGUGAGCUGGAGCACCCUCGUUCUGGCAUUUUUGGGCCUGGGUUUGUUCCUGUUCUCCAACACAUUGAGCCAGUCGACGACGUUCCGUUUGACAAGUGGAAGUGUCAUCAUCAUGUUGACAUCAGUGAUCAUACUUGUUUUCAUGAUGAUGAGAUCGGUGCCCCAAAGCCGCCGCAUAUUCGCCCUCCUGGCGCUCGUGUGCGCCGGCAGCUUCGCGGCCUUCGAGAUGCUAUGGGCACACGGGGCGCCCUCCCUCAUCUCCCUCCUGUCCAGCAGAAUCGUCAUGGCCUACGCCGUCGCCAGCGGCCUGGCGGGCCUCGCGGUGACGUACUACUUCGACGACCCCGCGAAUGUCAAGCUCACGCGAAUCAUGCAGGUGGGCCUCCAGCUUAUCGGCCUGGCGUGCAUUUACUGCAGCCUGGUGCAAGGAGAGUGGGGGGUUGCCGCCGUCGCGGCCUUGGUUGGCUGGGAGUACGUCAUGGGGCCGGCCGCGAGCUGGGUGCGCCGCACGCGCCCGUCCUGGCUGCCGCUCAGGCCGUGGGCGCGCAAGACCGCACCCGCAGCCCAGCCAGCGGCGCACAGGCUUAACGGCGGAGCUGAGCGCGAGAAGGGAGGCCCCUCCCCGCGCGAGGAGGCGACGACGGCCGAGGAGGAGACGAGGAGGAGGAAGAAGGCCGCAGAUGUGCUGAUAUUCGAGCGGCGCAGCAACGAGUUUGUGGGUGGUUCGUCCAGCACGGCGUUCGUCGAGCUGCAGAAUUGGCGGGUGCAAGGGGUGGCCAAAACGCCCGCCACGCCUGCCGCAAAGCCCGCUGCAAAACCUGCGGCAAAGGUCGCCGCCAAAGCCGUCAAGGCCAAGGCCGGCAGGAUGAGCCUGCCGGCCGCGCAGCCGAAGCCGUGGCCGGGGAGCGACGGGGGCGACGACGACGACGUCAGUCCGAUUGUGCGGACAGGGAGGAUAUUUAAUCCGGAGUCGGGCAGGGCGAUCCAGAUAGGCAAGAAGCGGUACCAGGAGCUGGUGGAGGAGGGGUACACGCCCAAUUUGAAGGACGGCGUGCUGGUGAGGCCGUCGGAGAGGGCGGUGUGA